CUUCAAAUAAAGUGUUACCCAUGACUGUUAUGCAUAACAUGAAUAUUAACAUGACUUUUCACAGAUGAAGGAAGGCACCGCUCCCAGUCACAAUUGUCAGUCACAGACAAGAGGAGGGUCUUAGUGUUGUCAAUCACCCUUAUGCACUCUUCCUUAAUGUGUUAAUUAAGGCAGAGAAACACAAUACCAAUCCAAUAAUUUUUUUUAUUAGCUAUCACACUAACUAGUCUGAGCAUAAACUACAACUGGUUCAGGCAUAAGCUACAACCAGUUUUAGCUUAGCAGAGAGCGAUUUGAGCAGCGUGCACAUGGGAGUGACUGACAGUGCUAAAACCCUCCCCCUGGCUCUGAUUGGUUGUUUCUGAUGGAGCUGUGUAUUUCAAUAGUUAGCACUGGGAGCACUGGUAUAAGGCAGUGCUAAAAAAUAAAUUCACAGAUUAUAUUGUGAUUAUAUUAUACUGUAACAUACUGACAGUUUUAACAAAUAUCAAAAAAUCAUAUUUUUAUGAGUUAUUAAAUGAGUAUUAAAAGAUUUAUACACAAAUAUGAAGCAGGAAGAGUUGAAAUGGUAAACUACUCGAGAACAAAUUAGUUUUCUUCAUGUGUUGAAUAGUUUUUUGCUAAUAUAUGAAAUACCUUAGCCUGAAAUGUUGUGUUUUCCACAGAUCCUGACUGACCAUGUGACCCAUGCUAUCAAAUGUAAAGUUGAGCAAAUCCCAGACAAACUCUGACUGGAGUGUGUUGGUGACAGAGACCCAGCUUCCAUCUGGAGGCUGCUAGAUAUCCUGCCUAUAACGCCUUGGGACUGAAAGCGAUGGGUUUUCCAGGUCACACACUGGCCUUGUCCAUACUUGUGGUGCUUCUGCAUUUACUGACCUGUUCAUCUCUUUGUUCACUAGUAAAAGUCAAUAAAGGUUUAAAGGUGAAACGAGGUCAGUCAAUCUACCUUCAGGAAGGGGAUCUGCAGUUCCAUGUUCCUGCUCAGAAGGAUGUAUGCAAGCUGGAAGUAGUAUUAAACGAGCCCAUAACUCAAAGAGUAGGAAAACUUGUGCCACAGGUGUUUGACUGCCAUUACCUGUCUGAUGAAGUUAAGUAUGUCCAUAAUGGCUGUCCCUUGUUAAAGGAAGAUAUCAUCAAGCUUCGCCUGUAUAGCUUCACAGAGACAAACACAUACAUGGAGUCGUUUACCCUCCUUGUGGACAUCAUAGCGCCUGAAUGCAACAUCAUUAGCAUGGGUCCCAAAUUCCUUCAGGUCUCUGAAUUGUAUGGUAUCUCCAAUGCUAUUGACGGCAAUGUGGUCUCCUUCCACUAUGAAAGAAAACCUAGUCUGGAAUGCAACAUUCACCUCAGACCCCAGGAAGCCCACCUUCCUGCCCAUGGCAAACUCGUCACUGGAGUCCCAGAGAGAGCCACCAAGAGAGGCGACGAGCCAGAAAGUUUCAUCUACCUACGUCAGCAACUAGAUAAUAAAGCCAGAGCAACGUAUGCAUCUGAAGACUGCCUUAAGGGCCUAAAACUAGUCACAGUCAAUACAGUUUCAUGUGAUGACUUCCUCCUGAUGGGCAUAAAGUACCAACACAUAGAUCCACCCUCUCCAGAUGUCGAUUAUAUUGCGAUCAGGCUGGACCUCAAGGACACCAGGAGUGGCAGCAUAUAUCAGUCUGAGCAGGGCUGGAUUCCAGUCACGAUAGCUGGAGGAAUGCCCAACCAGCCUCCCAAACCAUCUUUCAUGUCCAUGUUUAUCUUGGAGGUCGACCAGUUUAUUCUCACUCCCCUCUCCAUUGCAACACUGGAUGCUGAAGACGAGGAAACUCCAAAACAACUUCUGGUUUUUAACAUCACUAAACACCCUGAGGAAGGCUUUAUCACCCAUCUAUCUGACCACACUCGUCCAGUCUCCUCCUUUACAUGGCUUGAUCUAAAUGACAUGCUUAUAGCAUAUCAACCCCCAAAUUCUUCACAUACCCAACGAAGGAAUUAUGAGGUGGAAAUUGAAGUUUAUGAUUUCUUCUUUGUGAAAAGCUCACCAGUAACUAUCCACACAUCUGUAAGGAAUGCAGAAACAAAUGCACCAAGAGUGUCUUGGAAUAUGGGUCUUACUCUGCUGGAGGGUCAAUCUCGUCCUUUAAUGUGGGACCAGUUGCAAAUCGUGGAUAAUGACAACCUGAAUAUUGUUCGUGUCGUCAUUGUGGAUGGUCUCCAGCAUGGACACCUAACUGUAAAAGGUGGAAAGGGCUUCAUGUUUACCAUCAAUGACAUAAGAGCAGGUGUUAUCUGUUAUCACCAUGACGAUAGUGACUCCACAAAGGACUUCAUCAUUUUCCGAAUCACCGAUGGCCACCAUCAGACCCGACAUAAGUUCCCCAUUAAGAUUCUUCCCAAAGAUGACAGCCCUCCUUUCCUCAUAACCAAUAUGCUGGUCGAGAUCUCAGAGGGCCAGACGACCCUGCUUAGAGGUUCCACCCUCAAGGCUUCAGACAUGGACUCCAGUGAUGACAAUAUCCUCUUUAACAUUACUCGUCUCCCACAGGCAGGAGAGGUCAUGAAAAUCUCAGGACCAGGGCUGACAGGCUACCCUGUCAGCCACUUCCUCCAGAAGGAUCUUUCACAGUCCAUCAUGUACUACAGACACCUUGGGAACCAGGUGACUGAUGAUUCAUUCGAGGUUGUGCUGUCUGAUUUCCACGAUCCUCCUAACUUUUCAGAACCUCAAGUGAUAGUGGUGCACAUAGAAUCAGUUCCAGACCAACCACUGAAGGAGGUUCCUGGUUCAACUCGAUAUCUUGUGAUCAAAGAAACACAAGUGGCCCAUAUAACACGGCAACAGCUUCACUUUGUAGACCAAGAGUCAAAAGACAGCGAGCUUACAUACACAGUAACAACUCCACCUUUCUACACUGAUCAUUACAGUAGUCCAGAUGCAGGGAGGUUAUUCCUGGUAGACAGCGUACCCAAAUUUACUAAAGACUCCAACACACCGGUUCUCAGACUCUUCACACAACAUGCAGUGAACUUCAUGAAAGUGGCUUACAUGCCUCCCAUCAUGGACAUUGGCCCUUAUUCUCGGCAUAUCCAGUUUAUUUUAUCUUUGACAAACCAUCUGGGCAAAACAGUAACUGGGCUCUGUUUUAAUAUUACUCUACUGCCAGUGGACAAUCAGCCACCACAGGUUGUUACCAAACCUUUGACUGUGGAUGAAGGAGGGGAACACCUCUUCGGCCCAGAACACUUGCAGCUCUCAGACGUUGACUCUGUACCAGAAGCCUUGCAUGUGGAGCUUCAAAGGGAACCAAAAAGGGGGCUUCUCUACCUUGGUGGUCAUCCACUUACACUAGGACAGAACUUUAGUCUGCAGGACCUGAUGAGGCGUAAAGUUAGGUACAAUCACGAUGGCUCAGAAACUACAGAAGACACCAUAGUUCUCACUGCAACAGACGGCAUUAAUUCAGUCAGUUUUGUUCUGCCUGUAAAGGUAACGCCCAUAAAUGAUGAACUCCCAGUGAUGGCUACUACUUUGAAACCAGUUCUCAGGUGUCCAGAAGGAGAAGAAAUAAUCAUCACUUCAGAGUACAUCUUUGCCACUGAUGCUGAUAGUGACAACAGCAGCCUUGGAUUUCUGAUUGCCCGGCAGCCGUACCAUGGGGUGGUUCUGCGAAACGCUGUUGUUGUAGAUCGCUUUGUCCAAUCAGACAUCACAGCAGGCCUCAUCUCUUACAGACACACAGGGUUGGAGAUUGGAAUAUCUCCUCUACAUGACACCAUCACAUUUGUCAUUUCUGAUGGAGAAAUAAAAACAUCAGCUUUAUGCUGCGGUGAGGAAACUCCCACCAAGAACAAAGGCAGCACCCAGCUACAGGACAGUCUUCCUGUCUACGACCUCCAUAUCACAGUGUCUCCUGUUGACAGUCAGCCUCCUUCCUUGGCAACAGGUGACAUUUUUACAGUGGAUGAAGGUGGGACUUCCCUUAUAACUGCUGCUCAUUUGAAGGUCUCUGACAUGGACACAGUCCUAGACAAGCUUGUUGUCAGGCUGAUUUCUCCUCCCCAGUUUGGUUACAUAGAAAAUGUCCUCCCUAGUCCUGGCUUUGAGAAAAGCAACACAGGCAUAAGCAUAGCUUCUUUUCUCUACAAGGACAUCACUGAGGGUCAUAUAAACUAUGUACAGUCCAGACACCAGAAGAUGGAGCCCACAGCUGACCAGCUCAUGCUUUGUGUCUCAGAUGGCAAGCAUAAUUCUGCUAACAUCUUUUUCUAUAUUAUUAUUAACCCAACAAAUGAUGAAAUCCCAGAAUUUGUGGCACACAAUAUCACAGUACAAGAGGGAGAAAUGAAGCACCUGGACUCAUCAGUGUUCCAUGCAAUGGACCUGGACAUCCCCGAGAAUGCCCUGCUUUUCUCUGUGGUCAGACCUCCUCGCCAUGGCAGCGUCAUCUGUCACAGGACUGAAAACCCAAUCUCUAAGAGACAGGAACCCAACCUAUGGUCUCCUGUGGUUGACUUUACUAUGACAGAUGUUAAAAAUGGUUUGGAUCUAGUGUAUCUGCAUGACGACAGUGAAACCAUGAAAGACAGUUUUAUAAUUCAGCUGACUGAUGGCAAACAUAAGCUCCAAAGACAGAUGAUGGUUGAAGUGGUGCCAGUGAAUGACGAAGAGCCUCAUGUGUUCAGGAACAAUGGACUGGAGGUGGAACCAGGAGAAGCCAAAGUUAUAUCCAGCAUUACAUUGUUUGCAAAGGACAAAGAUACACCCUCCACAGAAAUCAUGUACAUUUUUGAGAAUGUUCCAACCCAAGGAAUACUUCAACUUCAGGAAGCGAAUAAGUGGGUGACACUGACAGCUGGGAGGAGAUGUACCCAGGACAUGGUGGACAUGAACCUGCUACGUUACAAACACACUGGUCAUCAUGCUAUUAGAACACAGGACUUCUUUGUUUUCCACCUGAUGGAUGGAAAGAAUCAAUCACCACCACAGCACUUUCAGAUUUUUGUCAAAGAGCUGGAGAAAGAAAACAUUGCCAUCUUUGUGAAACCAGUAAAUGUCAGCCGUGGUGAGCGUGUCGUUCUCACCACUGAUGUUCUGCUAGCCACAGAUGGUACAGACAAGCCAGAGGAGCUUCUAUAUGUUAUCACCAACCCACCUGCUCACGGGCACAUAGAGUACAUCAAACAUCCAGGAGUGAUCAUCUCCACCUUCAGCCAAAUGGACAUUGCAGCAAACCUUGUUGCUUACGUUCAUGACAACCAAGCCAGCAAAGCAAUAGAGAACUUUCAGUUUGUUAUAAGCAACGGUAAGACUAACCGAAAUGGAAGCUUUGAGCUGUGCGUGGAAAUUGUGGAUCGUGUUCUGCCAUCGCUAACAUCCAACAAAGGUCUCCAGGUCCCACAAGGUUCUGCCAUGAGCCUUGGUCCAGAACUCCUCUCCUUAUCUGACCCUGACACUCCACCCAGUGCUCUGAUUUUUGUUCUGCGACAGCCUCCACAGUACGGGAAGCUGGUACUAGCCGGUGUCACACUGACUGCUGGCUCAAACUUCACACAGAAACAUAUAAAGGAGCUGGAGGUAACAUAUAGACAUGAUGGAGGACCAUCACAGAUUGACCGAUUUACUUUUACAGCAUCCGACUCCUCCAGACGAGGCUUUCUGCUUGAUGGACAGCUGCAAACAGAGCCUGUGUUUUUCACCAUUCAGAUCAAACCUUUGGAUAAAUCUUCACCAGAAGUAAUAAGGCUGGUCCCACUUUGGAAACCAGAGCUUUUACCCGAUGGCAGAUAUGUGAUUUUUGUGACUUCUCAAGAGCUGAAGGCUCAGGAUAGUGGUAGCAGAGAAGAGGAGCUGAUAUUCUGCAUUGUUCGUCCACCAUAUUUUGGCUACCUUGAAAACAUUACCACAGGUAUGUUUGUGUCAGAGCGUUUCCCUCAGAUUGAGCUUAACAAAAGAACUAUAGCCUAUAUUAUCAAUUCGCAUGGUGAGUUUCUGUCAGACAGCCUGGAGUUCAAAGUGUCUGAUCCUUUAGGCAACAUGGGGCCCUCUCACAUACUUGAAUUCCAAUGGAGUAGGGUGGAGUUUUCUCUUCCUGAGUCCUCAUCAUGUGAGGAGCAGGGAAAAUUCUCCUUGGACAUCAUUCGAAAUGGAAACUUGGCAGAAUCAUCAUAUGUCACUGUCAAGGUGAUUGAAGGGACUGCAAAUGCUGGGAAAGAUUUCCGUACAAAUCCUUCCUCCCUGAUCCAGUUUGAUCCAGGAGUGGCAAAGCGAAGUUGGCAAACUGAGAUAGUUGAAGACCACAUUGAGGAGGCCGAUGAAAAGUUUGAGGUGUUGCUAGUUUCUCCUGAAGCCACAGUAAUUGGUAGAAUCAGCAAGGCUGAACUCACAAUCAGAGAUUCAGGAAAUGAACAGUGCUGGCCAAAUCAGGAUCAACAAGCUCCUCUUCUAGGAGGAAAAGAGAUUCGAUCAGAUACAUAUCCCCAGCAUGGAUCCAUUCAUCUGGAGAAACUUCCUCUUGCUACACAAUCCGUCAUACGGGGCAGAGGAGACAGCAUCUCAUCACCACGAGAAAAUCUCCCUAAGAAGAUACUCAGAGUUGUGAGCAAUCGCAAAUCUAUUGCCCCUUCAUCGGUGUUCCACAAUGGGACAGAUGUGGUUUUCACAUAUCAUGGAAUUAUGCAAAUGCAAGUAGAGGAUGAUACGUCCCCCUCUAGAAAGAGCAGGAAAGCAAACAUUUGGGUGGUUAGCAGGGAACCACAGCACCAAGUACCUGGACUUCUUACUGAAGCAAAGUCCUUCGCUCCAAAAGAUGAACUGAAAGCACAAAUGAAAGAGCGAGCAGGAGAACAUAUGUGUCCUCAGAGCUGGACUUUUCAAGGAGGACGUUGUUACAUCGUCAGCACUAAGCCCAAGCUCACAUGGAGUGCAGCCAACACGGCCUGCAGAGAAAGGUUCAUGGGAAGUCUUGCAAGUGUUCUGUCUAAAUCUGACAUGGACUGGUUGUGGGACUUCAGUGGAAGAAAGCCUUUCUGGAUAGGUCUGAACAGCAGGGAGGCUGAAGGACGGUGGGAGUGGGCGGGCGGUGAGCCUGUCAGCUAUACUAACUGGAGGAAGACCCCCCCUCGCUCCAAAAUGAAGAGAAACAGGAAGUGUGUGCUGGUGUUGAGAAACGCCAAGUGGCAAAUUAGAGACUGCAAUAGGAGCAGAGCUCAUCGCUUCGUGUGCUCAGUUAAACUUUGAGGACGACUUGCAGCAGCGAGAUAAGCUGCUACUGAUGCUCAGGACUUAACCUGUCACCGAGGACCACUGGGGUCUUUUUUAUGGCCUACUUUUAUGAUUUUAUGAUUUAUUGUAGCUCUAAAGCAACUUUAGAACACUGUGCUUUAUUUAACCAAUGAAAGUAUUAAAGUUUUUAAUGAUGGUGUGAAAACAGUUGGAAAUCUUUCCACACAUACUGCAACAGAACAUUUCAUCUCUGUGAACAUUUUUUAUUUUUCAUAUUUUACUUUUAUUUUGUAUAUAUUCUUGACUUUGUCUGAGUUUAAUUAUGUUUCCACAAUUAUGAACUGUAAUUUAAUGGUCAAAUUCUUUGCUUUUGUUUCAUUAAAAUGGCCAUGUAAAAAUGACUAAAAUUGUACUUUUACUGUAUAUAUGAGCAGAAUUUGGAGAAUUCCCACCAAAGAGUUCCUUUUAAAGUCGUUCAUGUCAAGUCUGUUUAAUCGAUUCUCUGUUGCUGUCCAAGCCCAGGCUGCGUUAUUUAGAUCAGGGCCAGAGGAUUAGAACCACACGGGUAAGCAGUAAUGUGAUUAUCUCCAUCAUGUGAUCUCCCAGCAGAGCAUGAAAGAAACCCUGUUAUGCAGGCUGGGAGCCGUUCUCAGGGUUUCUCAGGCACUGAACAGAUCCAGCAUGUCAUCCUUGGCUCGGUGAGUCCACACAAAACUGACAAAAUAGGCGUUUAAAUACUUGGUUUAAAUUUAAAGCAUUUAGAUAACUGAAAUAUUUUUUUGUGCCGUAAGUAAGAUAAAAAAUCAAGUUAAUACAUAUUUUUAAAUGAUAUUUGAAUAAUAUUAACACCGGUACAUCUACAUCUAAUCCUAUGUCUUAUCUUGAAUAAGACUGGACAUCCUUAAUGAUCUGAAUGUAAAGUAAGUAUUGUUAAGUCAAAGCUGCAAAUGGAUUUUCUAGAUAUUUUUUCUUUCCUUCUUUGAGAUAUUGAAACUUGUUUUUGAUUGAAUAUAAAAAUGAAUGCAUAUUUUAUAUAUACCAUCUGGAUGGUGAUGCAUUCUUCUGUUCUUAGAUUUUAGAGUCAUCUAAAGUUAUCUAGAGCUUUUUAACACAUAACCACAUGUUCUCAGAGAAAGUUAUGAUCUGGGAUGAUUCUUGACCACAGUUCCAAAGUUUUUGUGUUCUUAUCUUUGAUCAACUUUAUUUCACUUCUACGUUGUUCCAUUGUCCAUCAUGCUGACAAAUACACAGAUCACCAGCUUAUUCCUGAUUUCCUUACUUUUGGGAUAUCAGCCAAUACUUGCAUGUGAAACUGACGUUCUUGGCUGAUUUGAUGGACCUGCCCACCAGGUCACGUCUUUGGCUUUGGCUUUACUGAAUAACAGGUUUAUUUGGGAGUAAACCCUGAGUUUCACCAUAAGAGCUGUGUACAAACAAAAGGCAGUGUAAGCUACAAACGAUGCUCUUACA
Molecule: messenger RNA, 8677 nt
Organism: Poecilia reticulata (guppy)
Lineage: Eukaryota; Metazoa; Chordata; Actinopteri; Cyprinodontiformes; Poeciliidae
Source: RefSeq, a predicted model, not a curated record